UCCAGAGACGACGACGAGGAGACUGGAUUACUGAGUGAGGCGGGAGUCGGACAAGACGGGCUGAUCUACGAGCGGGACGAUGUGGUCGUAAGCGAAUACAGCGCUUCGGCCAGGGUGGACAUGAGAGAGCAACAAUCCGAUAUGACAACAGACGAGUUUGUGUCUACACAAACGAGUCUUGACUCUGUCGAGCCCACCAGCCAGGACUUGGCGGAUGACUUGAAGUCUCGUCAAACCGACACCAGCUCUGGCUCAAGCUGCAUUUCUGGACACGGACGAGGCGGUGAGAUCGAGUCCCGGGCACCAGGUGGGGUGGACAAUGUGGCCAGACGAAGUGAAAGUUGCGUCGAUCUGCCUCGACAGAACUCGUGUCCGCCCACUCACGGCGCUGACGGUGACAAUGGAAAAGCCGGACGCGCCGGCUCGUUGAAGUAUGUCCGUGCGAGAAGUGCUAUGCCACAAGUUUAUGCCUUUUUUGACAAAAAUGCUGCACUUCCAAUGCCCCCCGUCUCGGAGGCAGGACCGAUCGGUUGUCACCGGCUGCCGGAGACAAACGACACACGCCGCCAAUCUAUCAUUGUUCGUUCCCACUCCGACCCCACAAAUGCGACUGGCUCGCCCAGCCGUCGAAUCACAUGCGCCGAACGAUCCGUCUCGUUUCCAUCGCCUCGUGCCCACCUCCGUCCUACCGUCACUGCCGGCUUCAGCCCCAUCGGCGUUGGCCGGACAGCCUCGCAGUUGUCGCUUUGCCCUUCAGCUGUCCUGGAGACCGAGGAGGCAGAUGCGGUGGCGCAUGGUGACCGAGCGGAGUUGAACAGCAGCAUAAGCACGAUCGGAGUGGCUGGUAGCUGGGUUUCUGGCUCCGGCACCCUGAGUGACAUCUCCAGCUCAUCUCUGAUUGGUGCGCAAGGUCCCAGGGGCUUGAAUGAUAGAAAUGAGGAGGAGGAGGAGGAGGAGGAGAGGGAAGAGGUAACGCAGGGAACGUGGGACGAGGAAGGAGAAGACACAACUGCAGAUGAUGACGAGAAAAGCCUCACUUGCAGAAGAUCCGAGCCGAGCGAGCUUGAGUUCUCUGGCCUGAGCACCACGUCAGUUUCCGGUGCCUCCGUCUCGUGGCCCGAGUCGCGAGGGCAACCUUUCACGAGUGAAAUCUCGACCGUUUGUGCUUACAAACGGACAAAACGGCUUCGACUAGCCGCAGCUCGGCGGGCCAAGGAAGCCGGAAACCGAGCCUCAAGGCCCGACUCAACGACCCUCUUUUUCCAUCGUCUUCUCACCGAGUCCUCGGCUUGGCCGCCACCACCACCACCGUCGCCACCCUCCGUGCCACCUUCAGAGUGCUUGAAUGAGGUGCCGGUCUGCUUGAGUCAUGUGGCUAGAAUGACUGGUACGCCAGGUCUUCUGCCGAGGCUGAGCGGAGGGAGGGGCGGGCAAAGCAGAUUCUACGAGAUGGAGGGUUGGCGAAAUGCCCAAUCGUUGGCCCUUCGGCUUCGUACCACUGACGGGACGGCCGGCCACGAGUCGGGCAUCCACAGCGAAUCGGCCGAACCGGUGGUCUCCGCAGAUCGGGUCACCGUGUCUGAGAGAUCAGAUCGAAGAUGUGGACACAAAUACUCACAGCCCAACAGCCCUGGACACGCCAUCAUCUGCGCACGAAAAUUGAACGGACUCUCGGCAAACCAUUCUGCCAGGACUCGACUUCAGGUGCUACAGCGACACGGAGAAGUGAAAUUUUACAGAAAUGCCACCAGAGCCGGGAAGGCGCUAAAAUCAAACUUGUUAGGUAAGUUGUAG
Messenger RNA from Protopolystoma xenopodis, 1794 nucleotides. NCBI's taxonomy places the organism in Eukaryota, Metazoa, Platyhelminthes, Monogenea, Polystomatidea, Polystomatidae. The record is from the annotation of a GenBank genome assembly.